GACUUCAAAAAGAUAUGAUUUUAUUUUUAUUUUAAAGGCAGCAUAUCGCGUUUAUUUUUGGAUACGAUAUCAGGUCUUCCCCGAGGACUGAAGAACUCUCGAGCAGACCAUAAACACGUUUUGUUUAUCUAGGGUUAUUUACACUGUAGUAACUGUAGACCGUUAGAAACCUAGGUUUAAGUAUAUUGGGCUUCCUAGAACAUUCGACAGAUUCGGUUGCCGUGGAAAAGGAAAUGAACAAUACGGAGCACCGUCUAACACAUCGUCACACAAGUUAAUUCUCGGGUAAUUUUAGAAUUCACUUGGGGUCCUGGCUUUUCCUCCUACAUCUUCCUUCCCCCAAAUGUAACGAAUCUGCGAAUCUGCGUCAGCGGGUCUAAGCGCUCCUUGACAUCAUUGCCCCCACGUGUUCUCUGCUGCCCAGCGGCGCGGCGCCCUCCUCACGCUGACCCUCGGAUCUCAGACCGCAUCGCAGCUCCUCAGCCCGGUACCGGAGUCGGAUGCGAGAGCCUGUGGCUAAGUAAGAAAUCCAGCCUCACUGAAGACAUUCAAGCAAAAGGCGGGGCACUUGCUUUUCCAGAGCAGAAAAGAAACUCAUGCAUCAGAAAAGGUGAUUAAUAAACAUACUGAAAGAAUAUGGCUGCACAGAUACCAGAAUCUGACCAGAUAAAACAGUUUAAGGAGUUCCUGGGAACCUACAACAGACUCACGGAAAGCUGCUUUCUGGACUGUGUCAAAGACUUCACCACGAGAGAGGUGAAACCUGAGGAGGAAUAUCAUAUUCAGCAGAAUGAAGCCCUGGCAGCCAAAGCAGGACUCCUGGGCCAGCCCCGGUAGAAAAGUGCCAAGGCACAGAUGUGCACUGAAAGAUUUCCAGCAGCUGCUGCGCUGGAAGUGAGGAUUCGUCUGGGAGAAUCCCCUGAAGCACAGCAGGAGUGGUGGUCAGCCAUCUGUCGUGACUACCUGACCAAUGGAAACCACCGAAGAAACCAAAAUCACUGUUCACCAGAAAGAAUCAAAACAGAAGGCCUUACUGUUGAGUGAAAUGGUAAGAUGAUGCAGUGUUGUUGAGCCUUAAGACUCAGCUGCGUGGUCACCUUGAUACAAAAAUAAACCAGUUUCUUUCUUUGUGACUGUUAAUUUUAAAAGCAAAACGUGUCCAAUCAUGUAUGAGAUAGAAAAAGUUUAUUACCAGAAGUAAAAUAAAUGAAAGUAUCACUGAGCGGUUGUUUUUACUGUACAGAACACACUAUUCUGUCUGGGCUGUGAUGCGUUGAGAUGCUUCAGUCAGGAUAAUCCUUCAAGUACUUCUGUUCAUACAUGUCUGCCUCAAGUUGCUGGUAGAUACAUAAACAGUUAACGUGCUAGUCAUUCCAAGGCAUGGCUACUCUUUUUUGCUGCUUUUGUCACAUUAGAUAGUGCACAUUUUAUCCUGGCUGCACUUUAAAGACCCUUAGGCAACAUCCCUUUUGAGGCUAGCUCAGAAAUGUUUAUGACUGUUAUGUUCUAAUACAGCCUUACAAUUUGUUUAAAAACGGAGUCCAGGCUAGUGAGGGACUAGUCCAGGCUCCGCAACUAAAGGCAUUGGUACCAAGCCUGACAGCCUGAGUCCUAUCAGCAGCAACCACGUGGUGCAAGGAGAACUGAUUACCCAGUUAGCUCCUGCCCUCACCCAUAUGCCAUGAUGCCUGUGUGCGUGCACACACACACCCCAACAUGAAUAGUUUGAGUGUAAAUAAUAACAUGCAGCUAAUGUGACCAAUUGAGUAAAAUGAAUCAGAGUUGAAUUUGUAUCUUAUGGCUAAUAAAUUCUGAAGCAGAUUUAACAUUUGCAGAAAAUUCUAACGAGUAAGUCUAAGUACUUUGUUUUUGUUUAUUUUUACCCAAACUGGCAAAAGGAAGAGCUUCUAAAUGGACUUUAUCUGCUACCAAUCUAAAGUCACAUAGCAGUGCACUGUUAGCCCUGUGUGAUAGGUUUACAAAGGUAUUUCUCUGUUUUGUCAGCAUUAGUGACAAAUACCAUUCUGCUUUAAAAUUGAAAUGUUGAAACACAUACAAAGAACAUAAUUCGCUAUAAUAGAACACGGAAAAUAAGCUAGUCUUACCUUAAUGAAAGUAGAACCAGAACUAGAUAUUACUUAGAACCUUGGAGUCCACAACCAUAGUCAUUAUUUCUCUGUAAUCAAGUU
Chionomys nivalis (European snow vole) is the source of this 2189-nucleotide messenger RNA. It is a transcript of the gene Timm9, whose product is annotated as translocase of inner mitochondrial membrane 9. NCBI's taxonomy places the organism in Eukaryota, Metazoa, Chordata, Mammalia, Rodentia, Cricetidae. The record is from RefSeq and is a predicted model, not a curated record. The coding region runs from base 637 to 837 and encodes 66 amino acids. The transcript has 5 exons.